AUGGUUGGAUGGGGUGUUUUGCAGGAUCCAAGGUAUCCAAAUAUCCCUGGAACUGUGAACCUUGGUGAAAAUACCAUUGGUGGUGAUGGUUCAUCAAAGGAAGAGAGUUGGGAUUACGUUGAGCCAAAGAAGAGGGGUGAGACUGUUCUCAACCCUCAACCUUCGGAAAGUCCCAAUGAUCCUCUCAAUUGGUCUACUGCUACCAAAAUGUCCAUUCUUCUCAUUUUAGCUUUGACUGCUGGUGUCACUGUCUCUCUCGGUCCAAUGAUUACUACCGGUUCCGAAGAUGUAGCUACAGCUUUUGGGGUCACUACCGAUCAAGUUUCCUUCAAUAUUGUCGGAGUCAUGCAACUUACAACUGGUUCUGGUACAUUCUUCACCGCGGCUGCAGCUGCCGUAUGGGGAAAACGUCCAGUGUUCAUUAUAUCUACAUUUGGUCUCUUGGCAACCAAUAUUUGGGGUUUCUUUUCUAAUAGUUUUAUAUCACUUUCCAUAACGCGAGCUGUACAAGGCUUUUGCGCUUCUCCUCUUGAGACACUCGUCAGUGCUACAGUUUCGGAGAUUUUCUUUGUACAUGAAAAGGGUAAGAUGUUGAGUAUAUGGAAUUUGUUCGUUAUGGGUGGUGUUAAACUUGGUCAACUCAUCGCAGGUUUCAUUAUCCAAUCCUUAGGAUUCAAAUUUACCUUUGGAAUUUGCGCCUGUAUCUACGCCAUGAUCAUCCCAGCGAUGUAUUUCUUCGUACCCGAAACCCUCUACGUUUCUCCCACCAAUCCUCCAACCCAACUCAUCAUCGACAAAACCGAAGGUCGAGUCUACGAAAUUGUUCUUCCAGAUAUAAAGAAAACUUUCAAAGAAGGCCUUUCUAUCUUCAAUGGACGUAUCUCACAAGCCAGCUUUUGGGCACUCGCCGCCAAGCCAAUUCCUCUAGUUACUUUCCCUGCCGUUAUAUUCAGCGCCUUUACAUAUUCGUUUUAUGCCGCCGGUUUAUCACUCAUUGCUUUACUUCAAGACACCAUAUUCAGCGCCCCUCCAUACAAUCUCUCAUCUUCUGCCAUUGGACUCACCAAUCUUCCACUCUUCGGCGUUGGACUUGUCGGAACCCUAGUUUCAGGAUACUGCGCAGAUUUAGUUGUAAAAUGGAUGACACGUCACAACAAUGGAAUCUACGAACCUGAAUUCCGUCUUGUCCUCAUGUUUGUCGCUGCUUCAUUCUCAACUGUCGCUUAUAUUGGGUUUGGAUACUCUGUUGAAGCCGGAGCAUCAAUUUACAUCCCCAUUACAUUUUUGGGAGUUCAGACAUUUGCAGUUCCAUUCGCGACUAGCAGUAUGUUUACAUAUGUUAUGGAUUGUCAUAAUAGAUUGGCACCACAAGCUUUCGUGACGAUGAAUUUUAUCAAGGCAGUGUUAUCACUUAUCAUGAGUAAUUUCGUCAACGGAUGGUUUGAGGCAAGUGGUGCUAAGAGUGUGUUCACAACUGUAGCGAUUGCCAAUCUUGCAGUUUCUGCAUUUGCGAUUCCUAUGUAUAUUUUUGGAAAGAGAUUGAGGAGUAAGGUUGCUAGGAGUUCUUUCCAUCAGAAAUUCUAA
Molecule: messenger RNA, 1584 nt
Organism: Sclerotinia borealis F-4128
Lineage: Eukaryota; Fungi; Ascomycota; Leotiomycetes; Helotiales; Sclerotiniaceae
Source: the annotation of a GenBank genome assembly